Messenger RNA from Penicillium manginii, 1047 nucleotides. RefSeq names its product zinc-dependent alcohol dehydrogenase family protein. Lineage: Eukaryota; Fungi; Ascomycota; Eurotiomycetes; Eurotiales; Aspergillaceae. The coding region runs from base 1 to 1047 and encodes 348 amino acids. Gene Ontology annotation, molecular function: oxidoreductase activity. The record is from RefSeq and is a predicted model, not a curated record. The transcript is spliced from 2 exons.
AUGCCCACUGGCAGUUCAGAUAUGAUUCGACGCCGUGCCUUUCGGCGAACAGACAACUAUAUGCCUGGUAAACUUAAACUGAAACUCGUGGAAGAGGUAUUUCCUCCGCUUGAACCGACGUCAGUUUUAAUCAAAGUUCAUGCUGUAUCUCUCAACUACCGUGAUGCAAAUAUUGCGAAUGGAGGCAAUCCGUGGCCGGUCUUACCAAACGGGAUAUUAUGCAACGAUGCAGCUGGCGAAGUCAUUGCCAUCGGGGAUAAAGUCAAGAGGCUAGUAGUUGGUGAUAGGGUCAGUCCUAUCACUGAUACUAAGAAUAUCUCCGGUCGAGAGAUCGGUCGUUCAUGGCUUGCUGCGGAUGAAGAUGGGGUUAUGGCAGAUCAUAUCAUUUUUGACGAAAAUGUUCUCUGUAAACUACCAGAUCAUCUUGACUGGAAUGAAGCUGCUACGAUCCCCUGUGCUGGUGUUACUGCAUGGUCAGCUUUGAAGGGAAUGAGUAUUGGACAGACUGUUUUAAUCCAAGGCACUGGAGGCGUAAGCGUCUUUGCGCUCAAACUUGCAAAAGCAGCCGGUCUCCGAAUUAUCUUGACGUCUUCGAGCGACGCAAAACUCAAGCAAAUGUCAGAGCGAUACCCCGGAAUUCUGACAAUCAAUUAUUCCAGCACUCCGGACUGGGAUCAAGAAGUCAUGAGACUUACAGCCGAAGAGGGGGUGGACAUUGUUGUAGAGAAUGGAGGGACAGGAUCUUUGGUCAAAAGUCUCAAGUGUACGCGACGUGGUGCUGUAGUUAGCCAAGUCGGAUAUCUGUCGAAGCAGGAUCCUGCCGAUUUGCGAGAACUGGUUCCUACUAUCAUUGAUCGCAGGGUCACACUUCGAGGUAUCAAUGCUGGCUCGAAGUAUGAUAUGGAAGACUUUUGUGCUGCCCUUUCAGCGGCGCAAACUCGUCUUCAUGAUUUGAUUGAUAAGAUAUUUCCUUUUGAGGAGGCUGAGGAUGCGGUUGAAUAUGUUUGGCAGGGUAAACAGGUUGGCAAGAUUGUACUACGUCUUUAG